CAAUUCCCCCAACCCAACCCGAACCAAAAGCCGCAGGCCUGGGAUGGACCCGAAGCAGCUGGCUGCUCUGGUCUCCUCCCUUGUGUCCCAAGCGCUUCUCCUCCUUUCCCUGCCCUUCCCCCAUCCCAACCCUUGUGCCUCCGUCCCCAAUCGCAACAACCUCCCUCUAUUCCUCUUCUCCUCCCCACCCACGCCUCUCGCCCCUCUCCUCUCCCUUCUUCUCCACCUCCUCUCCUCCUCCUCCCACAUCGCCGCCUCCGUCCACUUCCUUCCCCACAAGCGCAAGCGCAAGCGCCACCAGCACCAACCGGAUCUACACGUCCCACGCCGCGGCCCCGACCACUUCCGGCUAUGCUUCCGCAUGACGUCCACCACCUUCGAGUGGCUCUCCGGUCUCCUCGAUCCCCUUCUCGACUGCCGCGACCCCGCUGGCUCUGCCCUCCGCCUUUCGGGCCCCACCCGCCUCGCCAUCGCUCUCUCGCGCCUUGCCUCCGGUGCUUCCUACCCUGACCUCGCCUACCGCUUCGGGGUGCCCGAGUCAGCCGCGCGCUUCUGCUCCAAGCAUCUCUGCCGCGUGCUCUGCACCAAUUUCCGUUUCUGGCUCACGUUUCCCUCUCCAUCGGACCUUACAACGGUUUCCGCCGGAUUCCAGGCAGUCGGCCAUGGCCUUCCCGACUGCUGCGGUGCCAUGGCCUGCACUCGCUUCGAGGCACGUGGCCAGUCUGUCGUCGCUGCACAGAUCGUGGCCGAUUCCUCAUCGAGGAUCAUACACAUUGCUGCUGGAUUUCGAGGGGAUCGCACAGAUUCCAGCGUUCUCAAGUGCUCAUCGCUUUAUAAGGAUGUGCAGGAGGGGCAAUUGCUGGGAGCAACACAGUACUUGGUUGGGGAUGGCCGCUACCCUCUGUUGCCUUGGUUGAUGGUCCCGUUUGCUGAUCCAGUUCGUGGUUCCUGCGAAGAGGACUUCAAUGCCGUUCAUCAAUCAAUGUGCCGGCCUGUGCUUCGGGUGGUUUGCAGCAUGAGGAAUUGGGGCGUGCUUAGUUCAUUAGGAGAAGAGGAGAAUUUUAAGGUGGCUGUGGCAUGCAUUGGCACUUGUGCUAUUCUUCACAAUGUGUUGCUGAUGAGGGAGGACUACUCUGCCCUAUCUGAUGUAAGCAAUGAGAACCAUAUGGGUUUAGAACACUAUGGGGAAGAUUUGGGAUUGGAGGACUUUUACUGUGAGAUGAAAGCUUCAACAUUGCGGAGCAUGUUGGCAGUGAGAGCGAGGGCAGCCCGAGAUUCAGGACAAAUUGGCAUUCCAUAAAUUACAAUUAGGACAGUUAUUGGACUAUUGAUGAAGAGGGAAGGUGUGGAUUAUGUUGAGAUUUUACAGUUAGAGUAGCUGAGCCUGUCCCAAGUUAAAGCUAUUCCCCAAGAGCCUUACUGCUGCCUACCUUCUUUGAAGUUCAACGUCAGCAAGAUAUUAUUAUUUUGAUCUCCAGUCUUGCCAUCAGAAAAGAUCAAACUUUCAACUGUAUUAGCUGUUAAUCCUAACUAGAGAAGAAGUCUUGUGAUGCCUUGUAUAGGAUGAGAAUCAACUUCGUUUUUCCAUCAUGAAAGAAACAAUAAGUUUUUUUUAAAUGUUUGGCACAAAGGACUGAUUCUAUUUCAAUUGGAAAUCUCAGCAUAUAACUAAAUGCACAGAUCAAGUUAUUUUGA
Molecule: messenger RNA, 1695 nt
Organism: Musa acuminata AAA Group (dessert banana)
Lineage: Eukaryota; Viridiplantae; Streptophyta; Magnoliopsida; Zingiberales; Musaceae
Product: protein ANTAGONIST OF LIKE HETEROCHROMATIN PROTEIN 1
Exons: 2
Coding region: 44-1300 (418 amino acids)
Source: RefSeq, a predicted model, not a curated record